AUGUCACUUUUGAUGAUACUCCUAUUUGGAUGUGCUUACGCUGAUGAAUACUGUGUAAGAACAACUACUGCUGAGAUCUGUCCAAACACAACCAAUAUUGCUAACUGUAUUUCAUACUUGUCCACUGGAGAUUGUAAUAUAUGCUCAGUUGGAUACUUUGCAAGCUAUGAUGCAUGUGAACUGUGCCCUGAUGAUUGUUCAGCUUGUGGAUUUAAUGGAACGUGUACGUCGUGCAAACAAGACUUCGUAUUACAAGAUGGAGGCUGUGUUUAUGCGGAAAACUGUGAGUUAAUAGUCGACUCAAAAUGUGUUUUGUGUUCAAACAACACAAUACUUAAUGACUCACAAUGCAUUGCAAGUGCAAGCGAGUGCGUUUUGAGCAGUCCGAAGGGGUGUGAUGUGUUACCUCUUGAUACAUCCUCUUAUGAAAACGUCAAUGUGAAUUGCCCUGCAAACGAAUUGUUUUUGGAGAACCAGAGAUGCGAAGCCACACCUACAUGUUCUUUAAUAUCAAAUAACUACUGUGACACAUGUCCUAUCAAUUCAACGUCUAAUAAAUAUGCAUGUUUUUCCAUACCUCAUUGUUCACAAUAUUCACAAGGGAGAUGUGUCUUGUGUGAUGACGGCUACGUUACUACUGACCAAAACACAAAUUGCGAAAUCAGGCAAGAAGAGUGCAUAAAAGUACAACACGGAAGUUGUGUUUUAUGUUCUGAAAAGUAUUUUGUUAACGAGCGGUCUUUAUGUAGUCAAUGCCCAGUUGGCUGUUCGACAUGUUUAAGCGCCGAGUCAUGUGGAAGUUGCGAGGAGACAUAUACUAAAAUGGGGGAAAACUGCGUCAAAACUGGGUGUUUGAUGUAUGACUCGAACAACAUUUGUGUUGAUUGUCGCAGAGGUUAUUUCUUAAAGAAUGGUGAUUGUGAGGAAUGUUCGUAUGGUUGCAAAAGUUGUGAAACGAAUUCCACGUUCUGUGAUGAGUGUAAAACUGGAUAUUACCUUACCCAACAAAAAGAGUGUGUAUUAUCAAACACGAUUACAGGAUGUGCUGGAAACUAUUCGAUGUCUGGGUGUUUAGUUUGUGCAACUGGUUAUUAUUUGGAUAAUUGGUUGUGUUCAAAAUGUUCUAUCAAUUGUGAUUCGUGUUACAACACAACAUAUUGUACACAAUGCGACGCAACUUCGUAUCUAGUAAAUGGGACGUGUGUUCUUUCGAAAGCGAUGACUGGGUGUAUGACAAAGAGUGGGUUAGGUUGUCAAAAAUGUUUUACUGGAUACAAAUUGAGUUCAAAUGGCACGUGCAAGAGAGUUGUAAAUACGUCACUGAUGAUAGCCAUUUCGUUGGUUGUAUUUGUUGUUGUCAUAGGUGUUGUUUUACUAGAAGCUGUCAAAUGUAGAAAUGUCAUCAAUACAAGUAAGAAUAAGAUAUUGGAUAUCAACACCUCUCCAAUGAGUAGCAAUUCAGAGAAAUACACCAAAAUAGAAGAGCUCUUGUUUGACCACAAUAAAAUCGAUUUUGAUGAUAUCAAAGGUCUUCCAGUUAAGUGGGAGACAACGCGGCUGAUCACUGUUGCUAACCCAACAAAGCAGAUUUUUGUGUUAUACUUUUUGCAACACGAAGACUCAAAGAAAAAUUUUAUGUUCCGAACUGAACCAGAGAGUACAUUCCUCAGACCAAAUCGUGAGUGUGAAUUCAAAAUUUUCAUUCAACCACUUUGCACAUGCAAAGUGAAUGAAACUAUUGAUGUUGUUUUAGUACCACAAACAACAAAAUCGCCACAUAUUGUCAAACUCCCAAUCGAGUUUUCAACGCAAUUUUUCGCAGAUAACUUGGACAGUAAUGAAAUUGAAACGACAGAAACAGUAAUCGACCACGAAUACGCAACUACGUACAAAGGAGUUUACCGAGGCGUCAAUGUUGUUAUAAAAAAAUUUAAAAACAUCAGCGGGUACGAGAGCGCAAAACAAUUCAGAUGUGAGGCUACAACUGCUUGUUGGUUUACCUCCCAGUAUUUGGUCAAUUGCAUUGGUGCAGUGACUUCAAAUCAAGUGUUCGAAACAGUCAACCAAUAUUAUACCAAUGGAAAUUUAAAACAGUUUAUCACAUCAAAGGCGGAGAUGUCCGACACAUCUCGUAGAAGUGUUUCAAAGUGUUGUUUAGAGGGCAUUCUAUAUCUCCACAAAAACAAAGUUUUCCAUGGCAAUUUGAAACCAGAAAACGUCUUAAUUGAAAUCGAUGAUGAUGGUCUGGCAAAUGCCAGACUUUGCGAUUAUAACUCCAAAAUGACGACUGAGUACAUUCUUUCACAUCUUGAUGAUAAAAAUGUCGAAUUGAUAUAUUUGGCACCAGAGUUGUUACAUCACGAAAAGUAUGACUUACCAUCAGACAUUUAUUCCCUUGCUAUGAUCAUUUACACGUCAUUAAAUUGGGCUCUUAUUGUCCCUUCUAAGAAUUUCAACACCAACUGGGAAGUUGUUGAAUUUAUGGAACAAAACCAUAAACUCCCACAAGAAAAGAUCCCAGAUGAAAAUUUUAAUGUUUUGGUGGAAAUGUGGAAUGGAGUACCAAAAGAAAGACCAAGCGCCGAAAGACUUCAAAACAAAUUUUCGUUCUAA
This is a messenger RNA of Entamoeba invadens IP1, 2613 nucleotides long. Its product is annotated as serine-threonine protein kinase, putative. Gene Ontology annotation, biological process: protein phosphorylation. The record is from RefSeq and is a predicted model, not a curated record. Lineage: Eukaryota; Evosea; Mastigamoebida; Endamoebidae. The coding region runs from base 1 to 2613 and encodes 870 amino acids. The transcript has a single exon. Gene Ontology annotation, molecular function: protein kinase activity; ATP binding.